Molecule: messenger RNA, 1014 nt
Organism: Fraxinus pennsylvanica
Lineage: Eukaryota; Viridiplantae; Streptophyta; Magnoliopsida; Lamiales; Oleaceae
Source: the annotation of a GenBank genome assembly
AUGGGACCCAUCGAGGCUCGCAUGUCAGAUUUCCUCAGUGAACACGGCGGCGUUGCGGUGGUCGACGGCGGCCUUGCGACGGAGUUGGAACGCCACGGCGCCGACCUCAACGACCCUCUAUGGAGUGCCAAAUGUCUACUCACUUCUCCUCAUCUCAUCCGUACCGUACACCUUGAUUAUCUUGAAGCUGGUGCGGAUAUAAUAAUCACAGCAUCUUAUCAGGCAACAAUCCAGGGGUUUGAGGGCAAAGGCUUUUCUCGAGAUGAGAGUGAAAACUUGCUCAGGAAAAGUGUUGAAAUUGCACGUGAGGCUCGAGAUAUAUACUACAGUAGGUGUUGUGAAUCUGCUUCUGGCUAUACUGGUGAUGGUAGAAUUCUCAAGCAUCGGUCCAUCAUGGUUGCAGCGUCUGUGGGGAGUUACGGGGCUUAUCUAGCUGAUGGUUCUGAAUAUAGUGGUUGCUAUGGAGAUGCAAUGGAUAUGGAGUUCUUGAAGAACUUUCAUCGAAGAAGGGUUAAGGUUCUUGCAGACUCUGGUCCUGAUCUUAUAGCUUUUGAAACAGUACCAAACAAGCUGGAAGCUCAGGCUUUUGUUCAGCUUCUUGAGGAAGAAGACAUUAAUAUACCUGCAUGGUUGUCCUUCAACUCUAAGGAUGGUGUUAACGUGGUUAGCGGCGAUUCUUUGUCUGAGUGUGUUGCCGUUGCUGAAUUGUGCAAGAAAAUUGUUGCUGUAGGAAUUAACUGUACCCCUCCUAGAUUUAUUCGAGACUUGAUUUUGUCCAUCAAGAAGGUGACGGAUAAACCAAUACUUAUUUACCCAAAUAGUGGUGAGAGUUAUGAUGCUGAUCGGAAGGAGUGGGUGCAAAACACCGGGAUUUCAGACCAAGAUUUCGUGUCUUAUGUAAACAAAUGGUGUGAAGUAGGAGCAUCCCUCGUAGGAGGUUGCUGCAGAACAACUCCCAAUACUAUCAGAGCAAUUUACAGGACCCUCCACAGUAGAUCUUCUGCCCUUCCUUGA